UGAGUUCAGACGGUAUAUGUCCUGUCAAAAAGUCGUGGAAAAAUGUAAAUAAUUGAAUUAUCUUUAUAUUUUGCGUGAUACCUGAAUAUAAUUGAAGUCAAAUGUAAAUAAUUACGGUGAAAAUAUGCCAGUGUGUAGUGUAAAACACUGCGGCAUAAGAAAAACACCAAAUCAGCCAUUUUUGACCUUACACAGGUUACCAAGAAAUGGCCUUAAAAAGAAAAAGUGGCUGGAUGCUAUCGGAAUGGAAAAUAUAAGGCCAAAUGUAAAGGAUAUUUUUAUUUGUUCGCUGCAUUUUGAUGAACAAUGUUUCAACAAAACUUUGGAUGUGACUCGACUACGAGAUGAUGCUGUGCCAUUAAAAUUUCAACAUGCCAGCCAAUAUAGAACUGCCGUAUUAAAAGAGGAUCAGUUGGAAACAAUUCCUAUUUUAGCCGGAUCUAACUUGCUUUGCAAGAAAACCACGACUACAGUUACAACUCCUGCUCCUAGAACUUUAAAUGUUGGAAUUCCAGUACAUCCUGUAAAGCCUGGCACUGCAUUGAAUCCUGCAUCUGCUCCUGUUUCCGGAACUUCAGGAAUUGCUACGUCAGCACCUUGCAAGAAAACCACGACUACAGUUACAACUCAUGCUCCUGGAACUUUAAAUGUUGGAAUUCCAGUACAUCCUGUAAAGCCUGGUACUGCAUUGAAUCCUGCAUCUGCUCCUGUUUCCGGAACUUCAGGAAUUGCAACGCCAGCACUCCCCCUGACGACGGCCGUCGCAUAUACUGCCCCUUCUGUUCCUGGUACUUCAAGAGUGGAUAAUCUACCGCAACAUGCCAGCCAACAUAGAACUGCCGUAUUAAAAGAGGAUCAGUUGGAAACAAUUCCUAUUUUAGCCGGAUCUAACUUGCUUUGCAAGAAAACCACGACUACAGUUACAACUCCUGCUCCUAGAACUUUAAAUGUUGGAAUUCCAGUACAUCCUGUAAAGCCUGGCACUGCAUUGAAUCCUGCAUCUGCUCCUGUUUCCGGAACUUCAGGAAUUGCUACGUCAGCACCUUGCAAGAAAACCACGACUACAGUUACAACUCCUGCUCCUGGAACUUUAAAUGUUGGAAUUCCAGUACAUCCUGUAAAGCCUGGUACUGCAUUGAAUCCUGCAUCUGCUCCUGUUUCCGGAACUUCAGGAAUUGCAACGCCAGCACUCCCCCUGACGACGGCCGUCGCAUAUACUGCCCCUUCUGUUCCUGGUACUUCAAGAGUGGAUAAUCUACCGGUCCAAACACAGAAAAUAAAAAAGUUGGAAGAUACAUGUGAUUUCUUGAGGAAGAAAGUAAGAAGAUUAAAUGAAAUGGUGCGGCGGCAAAGGAAAAAAAUUGCAGAGUUCCAAUAUAUUAUAAAAGACCUCCAGGAAAGGAAUGUAGUCAACAACGAGAACUCUAUAGUUUUAGAAGCAUGCGCGGGUCCCAAAGACUUUUUAAAGAGGCACAUUUUGAAAAGUGAAGGCUCGCCUUCGGAAAAACAAUAUUCUGAGGAAACUAGAAAAUUUGCCCUAACGCUGCACUCCUUUUCGCCGAAGGCCUACAACUUUGUGCGGCGAACGUUUAAUACAUGCUUGCCUCACCCAAGGACUUUAUUUAGGUGGUACCAAAAAAUAAAUGCGGAACCCGGCCUUUGUGUGGAAGCGUUUGCGGCUCCAUAACAAAGUUCGGGCUAGCGAAACACUAAUAAAUCAUGUGUUCGCUAAUUUUCGAUGAAAUAUCAAUAAGGAAAUCUUUAUGUAGAGAUCCCCCCAAAAAAAAAAAGUAUUGCGGGCGAGUUACUAUAGGGACAGAAUGUGACAAUGACUCAUUGGAGGUGGCGAAUCAAUGCCUCGUAUUUUUAGUAAAUAACAUCAAUGGAAGUUGGAAACUUCCAAUUGCAUAC
Molecule: messenger RNA, 1911 nt
Organism: Leguminivora glycinivorella
Lineage: Eukaryota; Metazoa; Arthropoda; Insecta; Lepidoptera; Tortricidae
Exons: 15
Coding region: 125-1687 (520 amino acids)
Molecular function (GO): sequence-specific DNA binding
Source: RefSeq, a predicted model, not a curated record